This is a messenger RNA of Amaranthus tricolor (Joseph's coat), 1561 nucleotides long. Its product is annotated as probable E3 ubiquitin-protein ligase RHC1A. Gene Ontology annotation, molecular function: ubiquitin protein ligase activity. NCBI's taxonomy places the organism in Eukaryota, Viridiplantae, Streptophyta, Magnoliopsida, Caryophyllales, Amaranthaceae. The transcript is spliced from 2 exons. The coding region runs from base 368 to 1339 and encodes 323 amino acids. Gene Ontology annotation, cellular component: cytoplasm. Gene Ontology annotation, biological process: protein ubiquitination. The record is from RefSeq and is a predicted model, not a curated record.
CUUCUUAUAUGGGUCUUCUAAAACCAAAUAUAACGCGCACACCGGUGCAUUUUAGCAUCUUUUGUUAACCAACUUCAUCAAUCAAUCGUCCCUUCUUAUUCAAUAUCCAAAAAAAAAAAAAAAAACUAAUUUCCAUUCCGUAGCUUAUCAGAAUCUAGGAUUUCUUUACUACCCCCAUCAAAAAUCUUUCAUUGUUACUCCUAUCGUUCUUACUCUUUCCUGCACAACAAAAAUAGGGUCUUUCUCUCUCCUCACUCCGAUUUCCAUAGUGAUAAAUGAAUAACUUUUGGUUGUUGGUUUAGUUGGUUUGAGGAUUAUCUUUGUAUUGUGAAAAAAGUGGUGAUUGUUAGUAGGGAGAAGAUUUACGAUGUCGAGUGGUGGAAAUACACACUGGUGUUAUCAAUGCAGGCAGCCAGUUCGCCCUCAAACUCGAGGGAUGGUUUGCCCUUAUUGUGAUGGAGGGUUUGUGCAGGACUUGAGUGAAUUAGGUGGUAAUCCUGGUGGAUAUAAUACCUCUUAUGGUGCAAGAGAUAGUUCGGAUCAAGUAUUAGGAAUUAUGGGAGCAUUAGACUCUUUGAUGUUAAGCAGUACUCCCGAGCAUCGGUUAGGAUUAAUUGAAGCUUUGGAUGCUUUUAUGGGGCAAAGAAGGAGAUAUGGUAUGGAUUCAGAUCGUUACCCUUGGUUGAUAUUUCAAGGGCAAAUGCCUGCAAGGAUGCCAGUUCAUAGACAUGGUGGGUUCGAGAUGUUCUUCAAUGGGAACCCAGGAAUUGGAUUUAGUCGGGGAAACAAUGGUGAUUUGUUUGUGGGUCCUGGACUUCAGGAGUUAAUAGAGCAGCUAAUGGUUGAUCGGCAAGGUCCACCACCAGCUCCUCGAUCAGCAAUCGAUGCUAUGCCAACGAUCAAGAUCACUCGGGCUCAUAUUCAGACUGAUUCACAUUGCCCUGUUUGUAAAGAUCAAUUCGAGCUGGGCACUGAAGCUAGGCAAAUGCCCUGCCAUCACAUAUAUCAUUCUGAUUGCAUAAUCCCAUGGUUAGUUCAGCAUAACUCUUGCCCUGUCUGUCGCCAUGAGUUAGGUUCAAGUCCCGUAAAUUGUGGGCAGAACUCAAGUAGUGGGAGCAGAAGAAGCUCUAAUAGCAACUCCCGGGAAAGAGGAAGCACCGAUCAGAAUACGAGCAGGAGGAAUCCAUUAUCUUUCCUGUGGCCUUUUCGCUCAUCAAACAACAGCAGCAGCAGCCGAGAGUAUGUAGCAACACCAGCAAGUAGUCGUAGCAACCCGCCACCAGCAAGCCAUGAAGACAAUCACGAAAUGAACUACAGUGGUUGGCCUUUUGAUUACUAGGUUAUGUUUGUAUGUGUGUGUAUCAACUGCUUGAAUUACUUGCUGUGUUUGCUUGCUUGAUUUCAUACCUUGGUAAUCAAUUUGGCUUAUGUUAACAGAAAAUUUUCGUAAAUAUGUUGAAAGGAACAAAAGUUGUCUCAGACAAUGAUCAUGUUUUUGGUUCUGGUCCCAAGAACUUUUUAUUUCAUACCUUGGUAAUCAAUUUGGCUUAUGUGUUGUUUU